GAAGCGGCGUGGUCUCCUCCUGCCCUACAUUGUUCAGGAAGUUAUCAACAUCAUCAUUUUCAUUGCCUUGACCAUUGGAGCUUUGGUCAUCCUUGGCACUCACAGAGUUGUUGUCUCUUCAGUCAUUGGGGUCAUAGUCGGCCUUUUUGUGCAUCUUUACUUCAUGCUUGUGGUGAUCUCUCAAUACCAAGCUCUUGGUCUCAUUCGCAUGCAUGAAGAGAUCAGUAUGAAGUAAUCUUUGGGGUGCUAAAUAAUAAAGAAAACAAUCAUUAUGUAUGUUAGAAGUGAAAUCCUUCACUUGUUUGAAGGGAUUAAGCACUCUAUACACUCUAAAAGAUAAUGAUCUUUUUGAAUGUUAUUUCUAUAGCUUUCAAGAGACCUAUAAAAGCAAUUUUCAAAUUAUAGAAUAUUCAGUAUUUUUCUCCAGUGAACCUCAUAAUAAUUAGGUUUGAUUCAUGUUACAGAAAAUAGAAGAAACUACAUUUAUAUUUUAAUACUUAGAACUUACAGUUACCAUUUAGUACUGUAACACAUUUAUUUUUUGUGUUUAUAAGAGGAAUCAGCUAAAGUUUAAUGCAAUAUAAGUAUGGAGAAUGAUCUGAAAAAGUUUUGAUUGUCACUAGUUCUUUACUCUUUAUAUUAAGUAUUUUUGUGGAUAACAUGUAAUUUCAGUUUCUUAAGGCAAUGGACUCCAUUUUGCAAUUUAUUUGACACUAUUUUUGUGUCUACUUAGCUCCUUGGUUUGUAUUUUAUGUUACAUAUGAAGUUGCAUUUAUUGUUCAUCAUACAAUGUAAUUUUGUUUAUAGUUGUAAAGAUGUAUGUUUCAUAUGUUGUUGAUAAAGGUGUCUAUUCUGUCAAAUACCCAAAUAUUUGGUCUGAAUAUAUGGGGUAUGUUGACUGUGCUAAGAUGAAAAUGCUGCAGAUAGGAUUAUAGUUAAUUAUUAGUUUUGCUCUGUUAUUGAGAUAUAUUUUGUCAGUAUGAGGAUAAUACAAAUACAUGUUAUGUAGAGCUUGUAAUACUUUUGUAAUGAAUUUGUGAAGUUUUAAACCCUAUGCUAUGCAUAUUUCAUGCGAUUCUGAGCACUGUUUUUUUCUGUCAACACUUCACGGAUUCAUGUACAAAUAAUGUAAGAUUAUGUUGUAAU
This is a messenger RNA of Penaeus monodon (black tiger shrimp), 1146 nucleotides long. RefSeq lists its product as uncharacterized. Lineage: Eukaryota; Metazoa; Arthropoda; Malacostraca; Decapoda; Penaeidae. The record is from RefSeq and is a predicted model, not a curated record.